Molecule: messenger RNA, 2430 nt
Organism: Pristis pectinata (smalltooth sawfish)
Lineage: Eukaryota; Metazoa; Chordata; Chondrichthyes; Rhinopristiformes; Pristidae
Product: serotransferrin-1-like
Exons: 17
Coding region: 109-2214 (701 amino acids)
Biological process (GO): iron ion transport; antibacterial humoral response
Cellular component (GO): extracellular region; recycling endosome; plasma membrane
Source: RefSeq, a predicted model, not a curated record
ACUUUAUAAAGGAGAGAGGAAUACAAAGUCCUGCUACAAACAACUGCACAGCAGGUUUGUGACAGAGCCACACAAUUUCUCUAUUCCGUCACUCCAUGGUUUGACGAGAUGGUGUAUCUCCACAGUGUUAUAUUCGCUGCAAUUAUUUCGUUUUCAUUUGCAGAUGAUGAAAAGAUUACAUGGUGUACAAUCUCAACAGCAGAGUUGUCAAAAUGCAAUGAUUUGAAGGAUGCAAUGUCAAAGCAUUUCUUCAACUUUCAAUGUAUAAUCGAGGACUCGACUGCAGCUUGUUUGACUGCUAUCAAGAAUCGAAAAGCAGAUGCUAUAACUGUGGAUGGGGGAGAUAUAUAUGCAGGAGGUCUCGUGCCUGAGCCGCGUCUUAAGCCAAUCAUAGCCGAAAAGACUGCAGGGAAAUCCUGUUACUAUGCUGUAGCAGUAGUAAAGCAAGGAAGCAACUUUGGGUUCCAAGAUCUAAUGGGCAAAAAAUCCUGCCACACCGGCCUGGGCAAAUCUGCUGGCUGGAUUAUCCCAAUAGGAACGAUUUUGAAACACAACCUAACAUCUUGGAAUGGAGUUAACCCCAUUGAAGAAGUUGUGGGAAAUUUCUUCUCCUCCAGCUGUGUUCCAGGUGCCAAGGCAACUUUCCCUAAGCUCUGUGAGCUGUGUAAAGGAACAGCUGAGAACCACUGCAAACGAUCACAUGAUGAACCAUACUACGAUUACUCAGGAGCAUUUCGAUGUUUGAAGGAAGGUGCUGGAAAUGUGGCCUUUGUGAAACACACCACAGUGCCAGCUGCUGAGAAGCAUAAAUAUGAGCUCCUGUGUGUAGAUGGCACCAGAAAACCCAUUGAACAAUACAAGAAUUGUCACUGGGCUAUUGUGCCAGCUCAUGCAGUGGUGGUGAGAAGCGGUGCUGCUGAGGAAGCCAAGAAUGAGGCCAUCUGGAGAUUUCUUUCGAGAGCUCAGGAUUUAUAUGGGGAAAAUAUUAAUCCAACAUUCAACCUCUUCAGCUCCACAAAAUAUGGGAAACAAGAUUUAAUGUUCAAAGACUCAACAGAGAAACUGAUUCAUCUUCCUAGUGGAAUGGAUUACCUUCUUUAUCUUGGCAGUGAAUACGCAAAUGCUAUACGGAUUCUUAAAAGCAGUGACAGCAGUACUUUGAAUCCUGGAAAGAUUCGUUGGUGUGCCAUUGGUGAUCUUGAACUCCAGAAGUGUAACAGCUGGAAGGCAGUAAGUUGUGUUAAAGGCAAAAACGCUGAAGACUGCAUUAGACUGAUCAAGUUUGGAGAUGCUGAUGCAGCAAGUCUUGAUGGAGGAGAGGUCUACAUUGGAGGAAAGUGCGGCCUCGUUCCAGUUAUGGCAGAGUAUUAUGACAAAACUAAUCUUGAUUCAUGUAAACCCUCGGCAGUAAACACUAAGGCUUCCUCUUACUAUGCUGUGGCCGUUGUGAAGGACCCAAACCUGACCUGGGAGAAACUAAAGGGGAAGAAGUCCUGUCAUACAGCUGUUGGCCGCACUGCAGGUUGGAAUGUCCCCAUGGGAACUCUCAUUAGAGAGGGAAAGAUCAAUGCUUGUGACAUUUAUAAAUCUACGUAUUUCAGUGACAGUUGUGCCCCUGGAGCAAAUGCUACCCUGCAUCCUAGACUGUGCUCCCUAUGCAUCGGCAGUGAAACAUCGACACACAAGUGUGAAGCCAACAGCAAUGAGAGGUACUUCAGCUACAGUGGAGCCUUCAGGUGCCUGGUGGAAGUGGGUGAUGUUGCUUUCGUUAAGCACACCACUGUGCCUGAGAACACUGAUGGGAAUGGAAUGAUGGACUGGAACCAGAAUUUGACCUCUGAUAAUUAUUAUCUGUUGUGCAAAAAUGGGAGCACAACCUCAGUCGAUCAGUUCCUGAACUGCCACUUAGCUGAUGUCCCAGCACAUGCUGUUAUGACACGACUAGAUAAGAGGGCUGAGGUGCUCAAGCUGCUGAAACGUGAACAGCUAAAACACGGUCGCAAUGGAACCAUGGAAGACACCUUUCAGAUGUUCAGCUCAAAAUUAUUUUCAGGGAAGGACCUCCUUUUUAAGGAUUCCACUCAGUGCCUCGUUGAAAUCCGAAACACUAAUUAUGAAAGCUUUCUGGGUGAUCGUUAUAUCAGUAAUUUGGAAGGACUCCACACUUGUGAAUCUCCUGAUCUCCUAGAAGCUUGUACCUUUAAAAAUUGCUGAACUCCGUGGUGAUGACCUGACUGGGAGUUUCACCUCGUGACCUGGAAUUUUCCACUUAGCCCUGGAUGCCUGCCUAAAUACAAUGACAUCUAUCUAAUUAGUUCUUAGUAUUUCAUAGAUGAUCUGCAGGUAUGGUGAGCUAUAUAUCACACUGCUUUAUGUCAAGAAGAAAUAAUUGAUUCUCUUUCUGCAAAACAUAAUAAACUAUGAUUAGUA